Pisolithus orientalis is the source of this 1431-nucleotide messenger RNA. RefSeq names its product ribonuclease H-like domain-containing protein. Bases 58 to 1230 code for a protein of 390 amino acids. The record is from RefSeq and is a predicted model, not a curated record. Gene Ontology annotation, molecular function: 3'-5'-RNA exonuclease activity; nucleic acid binding. The transcript is spliced from 6 exons. Lineage: Eukaryota; Fungi; Basidiomycota; Agaricomycetes; Boletales; Pisolithaceae. Gene Ontology annotation, biological process: exonucleolytic trimming to generate mature 3'-end of 5.8S rRNA from tricistronic rRNA transcript (SSU-rRNA, 5.8S rRNA, LSU-rRNA).
UUGUGGUCUUCUAUCAACGAGGCAGGCCCAGAAGAAAAAGAAAAACAAAGAGCACACAUGAGCUGGACACGCGUUGACCGGCACCGCAAGCCAACUGCAUGCCAUUCGGGACACCCCUCAUGUCCGAUCCUCUUCCCCCUUUCUCGCUUUUUCUGCCCUGGAGCCCCCUCUUUGCUGUAUCCGCUGUAUUCCUCGCUAGUAGCCCUCAUCUGGCGCUGGAGUUGCGCACAGAAAGUUCCUGCUGAAGUCCCCAAGCCAAAUUCUUUAAAGCCGUCUCAGUCUUUUCAAGCACAGAAGACCCACCCCCAAUCCCCUUCCCCAGAAGCCGAAAUGCCCACCGUGUCACGGUAUUACCAGCCACAGAUUCAGCCCACUUCCGAUCGACCACAGCUUCCUACUGCGGUCCCUCAUAAAGUCUCAAGGGAGUUGUCCUUCUGGACUGCCCAAAUAGAGGCUGCUCGCGUGAAGCAGCCUUACGAUGCUUUUCUUGUCCUCGACGUCGAGGCGACCUGUCUACAAGGCGCAGGCUUUGAUUGGCCGAAUGAAAUCAUCGAAUGGCCUGUGUGCCUUUUGCGCUGGAAAGAUAAAUCGUCCAAAGGCAUGGCCAGCCAAUUGGAGAUCGUGGAUGAGUUUCGCAGCUUUGUCAAACCCACUUGGAGACCACAACUCUCCGAAUUCUGUACCGAGUUGACGGGUAUAACCCAAGCGCAGGUCAACUUUGCACCCACCUUUCCCAAGGUUCUCAAGAUGUUCACCAAAUUUCUCGCCCAACAUGGGCUAGUUGAUCCCAAGAAUGGGAGAACUUUACAGAGAAUUUGUUGGUGUAGCGAUGGUCCUUUCGACAUAAGGGACUUUGUAGUAAAACAAUGUUUCAUAUCGAAAAUCCCCAUGCCGAUAUGGCUUAAAGGCGAUGUUCUUGAUGUCCGUAGAUUGGUGUCAGUGUGGGUAGCAACACAUGAUCCAUUUGAUGGUCUGCAGGCCCGGACGAGGUUGGCAGCCGCUCAUCACUUUCGUUCAUUGAACAUACCUCAGCAACUGAGAGUGCUGGGUUUAGGCCAGUUCCAAGGCAGGCAGCAUUGUGGAAUGGAUGAUACACGCAACAUUGCUCGCGUCUUGAUCGAGCUAGCUCGUCGUGGCAUCCGUUUGGAGCCGAACACACCAAUAAACCCUAACCGGAGAUGGAGCUGGAUGGGCAGGCCUGGUGAGGUGUUGGAAUACCAUUUCUUUUGACUCAGUUCACUCCGUGCGCCUGUCUUCUAAAAGGCAGUACUUGAGAACACAUCACUGCAACUUAGUCCCGUAGCACUUCUGGAUUCUAUCUCACUCCCAUCGUUUAGCACAUCAGUUUUGUAGUUGUAUUCACCACCUUCGCCUGUCUCGAGGAUAAGGGCCUCAAUAUGGUAAAUGCUAUGAUUCAUUACUUCUAUCCCG